AUGCCUAAACAAUACAGUAGGGAGGUGGUGGUCGACUUCUGUCGGGCCAACCAGGUAGAGGUGGUGUGCCUGCCAGCGCACACCAGCCACUGGACGGUGUACGGUUCGUUGAAGGCGGCGUUCUCCCGUUUGGCACGGGAGAUGGGGUUGGUGCGAGGAGACCUGGUGCUGGGCAAGCGGCACUUUUCAGCGGUGCUCAAGUACGCGGUGGAGCAGGCCUGUACGCCCGACACCAUCAAGAGCGGGUUCCGCUCUACAGGCCUGUUCCCACUUGACAGGACAGCGGUGGACGACUCAAAGCUCGUCAAAGGCCUCCGGGAGCCAAACCAUCUCCCGUCCGAUAAAGACGAGAAUCCGGAGGACCUCCCUGAUGUCUCCACCGCUGAUGCCGCUGCCCACACCAGGUCUGCCACCACCUCCACCGCCAACUCUGGAACAGUCGUAGCCUCCUCCACCGCCGUAGAGUGCGCUCCAUCGCCCGUCUCGUCACCCUGGGGUCCCGCCGACCCUGCUGCCACCAUGAUCACCACCACCGUCCCGACGCCUUGCAGUCCCAACGCCUCCUCUUCCUCCACCACCACCGCCGUUGCCGCCCCCACCACCGGGCAGUGUCCCAACUGUCGCAGGUUCCCAAAUCCCCUGGUGUCGGCAGGUGUCAUCCCAGCAGGGCCCGUGCAGUAA
Messenger RNA from Alosa sapidissima (American shad), 681 nucleotides. RefSeq names its product protein transport protein SEC31-like. NCBI's taxonomy places the organism in Eukaryota, Metazoa, Chordata, Actinopteri, Clupeiformes, Clupeidae. The record is from RefSeq and is a predicted model, not a curated record. Bases 1 to 681 code for a protein of 226 amino acids. The transcript is spliced from 3 exons.